CGGGAAAAAAAACCAGAGCAGCUGGCAGCGCGGCGGGCAGUGGUGGCCGUCCAGGCGCUCCGGGUUAAAGGCGGGUCGGCGCGGGGUCCGGGCCACACACGCGUCUCCAUCGCCAUCCUCAGCCGGGCCAGGCGCACAAGCAGGAGAGUGGAUUGGGGCGGUCGGAGAGCAUCAGCAGACACCAUGUGGAUCCAGGUCCGCACCAUGGACGGCAAGGUGGCCCACAUCGUGGACUCGCUGUCCAGGCUGACCAAGGUGGAGGAGCUGAGGAGGAAGAUCCAGGAGCUGUUCCACGUGGAGCCAGGCCUGCAGAGGCUUUUCUACAGGGGCAAGCAGAUAAGGAAGCCGGGCCUGGAGCGUGAUGCAACUUCCCGGAGGAUGCUGGGCGAGGCCCUGGUCGGGCUGCUGGGGGGUGUGGACAGCGGCAGGAGGGGCGGGGGGGUGGGGGGGAAGGGGACAAAGGCCUAUAAUAGCACCUCUCGUGUGUGCAUCGCCUCUGUCUCCCAUCGGGGGACGGAGUCGGGUGUUCCCCCGGGUCUGAGGGUGCAGUUUCCUUCCAGCUACCCGGAGAAUGGCGUGGUCCAGCUGAGCUCGCGGGACGUCCGGGCCCGCGCCCGGACCAUCCUCAAGUGGCAGGACAUCGAGGUCGGCCAGGUGGUCAUGCUCAACUAUAACCCCGACAACCCCAAGGAGCGCGGCUUCUGGUACGACGCAGAGGUCCUGCGCAAGCGGGAGACGCGCACGGCGCGGGAGCUGUUCGCCAACGUCCGGAUCGGGGAAAAUUCUCUCAACGACUGUCGGAUCAUCUUCGUGGACGAGGUGUUCAAGAUCGAGCGCCCGGGCGAGGGGAGCCCCGUGGUGGAAAACCCCAUGAGACGGAAGAGCGGGCCCUCCUGCCGGCACUGCAAGGACAACGAGCGCAGGCUGUGCCGCGUGUGCGCCUGCCACCUGUGCGGCGGCAAGCAGGACCCGGACCGGCAGCUGCUGUGCGACGAGUGCGACAUGGCCUUCCACACCUACUGCCUGCGCCCCCCGCUCAGCAGCGUCCCCAAGGAGGAGGAGUGGUACUGCCCUGAGUGUCGGAACGACGCCAGCGAGGUGGUGCUGGCGGGGGAGAAGCUGAAAGAGAGCAAGAAGAAGGCGAAGAUGGCGUCGGCCACGUCCUCCUCACAGCGGGACUGGGGCAAGGGCAUGGCGUGCGUGGGCCGCACCAAGGAGUGCACCAUCGUCCCCUCCAACCACUACGGCCCCAUCCCGGGCAUCCCCGUGGGCACCAUGUGGCGGUUCAGAGUCCAGGUCAGCGAGUCGGGGGUCCACCGGCCUCACGUGGCGGGCAUCCACGGCCGGAGCAACGACGGGGCUUACUCCCUGGUCCUGGCUGGCGGGUACGAGGAUGACGUGGACCACGGGAACUCUUUCACGUACACGGGCAGCGGUGGGAGAGAUCUUUCCGGCAACAAGCGGACCGCGGAGCAGUCCUGUGACCAGAAGCUCACCAACACCAACAGGGCGCUGGCCCUCAACUGCAGUGCCCCCAUCAACGACCGCAAGGGGGCCGAGGCCAAGGACUGGCGGUCAGGCAAGCCGGUGCGGGUCGUGCGGAACGUCAAGGGCCGGAAGCACAGCAAGUACGCCCCCGCCGAGGGCAACCGGUAUGACGGCAUCUACAAGGUCGUGAGGUACUGGCCGGAGAAGGGGAAAUCCGGCUUCCUGGUGUGGCGCUACCUGCUGCGGAGGGACGACACUGAGCCGGGGCCCUGGACGAAGGAGGGGAAGGACCGCAUCAAGAAGCUGGGGCUCACCAUGCAGUACCCGGAGGGCUACCUGGAGGCCCUGGCCAGGAGGGAGAAGGAGAAGGAGAACAGGAAGCGGGAGGCCAAGGAGGCCGACGAGGAUGAGGACGAUGACGAAUUCACGUCCCCCAAGAAGGGCAAGGGCAAGCGGAAGUGCAAGUCCGGAGGUGGCAAGGCUGGCGCCGGGUCCCCGCGAGGGACGCCUAAGAAGAGCAAGGUGGAGCCCUACAGCCUCACGGCGCAGCAGAGCAGCCUCAUCAGGGAGGAUGAGAGCAACGCGAAGCUGUGGGGCGAGAUCCUCAAGUCGCUCAAAGACGGCCCGUUCCAGAAAUUUCUGAGUAAAGUGGAGGAGACGUUCCAGUGCAUCUGCUGCCAGGAACUAGUGUUCCGCCCCGUCACUACCGUGUGCCAGCAUAACGUGUGCAAGGAUUGCCUGGACCGGUCCUUCAGGGCGCAGGUGUUCAGCUGCCCGGCCUGCCGCCGUGACCUGGGCCGCGGCCCCGCCAUGCCCGUGAACCAGCCGCUGCAGGCCGUGCUCAGCCAGCUCUUCCCCGGCUACGGCAGCGGCCGGUGAUGGCGGCGCUCCUCGCCGGGAGUGCGUCUCAAACCGCGUGUCCCAGGGGCCUUUGUGCCUCGUGUUUUUAGUGGGCUUAACUUAAACAGGUAGUUUUCCCUCCACUCCCUAAAAAGCCUUGUCCUCCUGGUUGUUUUAUUUUUUAACCUGUUCGUUUUCCGGAGUUUUUAUUCUGGCUCGAAGAAAGAAGGAAAGAAAGUUGGACUCCUCAGUGUUGUAUUUUGGUUUUAAAAAAAAAUACAAAGCCUGCAGUUUAUCAGCAAAAACAAACAAACAAAAGUCUUUUUCCCGAAGAUGGAAUUCAAAACGCCUUGGCGUGAAGGCUGCUUGUGUCCCCGACGCCAAGUUCCCAGAAGUUCCUGCCACCGCAGCCGAGCAAGAAGGCGCCCGGGCGCCCAGAACAAUCUUUCUCCAGGUGCAUGACUUUGGCCUCCGACCUUGAAAGCCAGCGCAUCUCCCUGACCCGGUGCCUGCUGGUGGCCCGGGUGUGGCUGGAAGAGGAAGAGUCCCCUCCAGCCCGGAAGCCACCCCCCAAGUUCGCUUUCACGCGGCAGCCCUGCACGCAGAGCCCCUGCCCCCCGGUGAGCGGCCAGGAGCCGCCGCCUCCAGACCCCUCUGCGCGGGGCUGGCUGGUCUGGUGCGCCGUGGAAGCGAACGUUCAAAGCCAUGUUCAAGUGCCUUUGGGUCUUUUCUUUUGUUGUAAACGUGGGCCUCUCUUUUAGCACUGAAUUGUUGAGAAUGCCGACCAGGUCCUGGAGCUGUGGUUGGCCUGUCCUCCCGGUCCCCGGCGGGUGGGCGGGGCCGGCUCCAUCUGUGUCCCUCCUUCCCGCUGAAUUUUCAACUCCCCGAUUGAGAAUUCUAAGAGGGAAUGGUUUUUUUAAGUACUUUUUUCUGAAUGAAAUUUUUUUUGUAGUUAUUGUAUAUGUACCAAGAAAGCUAUAACUUAGGGUUUGGUUGUGUUUCAUGAUUUUGUUUUUUUCCUUUUCGGUUUUGUAUUUUUUUGGGAAUGAUUUGUUAAUUUUUCUAACUUUACCAAAGUUUGCAGCUUUUACCUCAAUAGAACAGGAAUAUUUUAAAUCCCAUAACUGCAGACAAACUGGAGCGGUAUCGUUUUAAAAAGUCUUUCUUUUUUCCUCUUACUAGGUUGUUAAUGUAUUAGGGAGAAACAACAAAAUCCUGUGUAGGCCUUUUCUAAACAGUUCAAUAUUCUUUGUCCAAAUUUUAGAUUCUCAGAAUAAACGCCUUUUACAGAC
Suricata suricatta (meerkat) is the source of this 3620-nucleotide messenger RNA. RefSeq names its product ubiquitin like with PHD and ring finger domains 1 (gene UHRF1). Gene Ontology annotation, biological process: negative regulation of gene expression via chromosomal CpG island methylation. The record is from RefSeq and is a predicted model, not a curated record. Gene Ontology annotation, molecular function: protein binding; ubiquitin protein ligase activity. Bases 184 to 2367 code for a protein of 727 amino acids. NCBI's taxonomy places the organism in Eukaryota, Metazoa, Chordata, Mammalia, Carnivora, Herpestidae. The transcript is spliced from 16 exons.